Messenger RNA from Anopheles maculipalpis, 1530 nucleotides. RefSeq names its product protein croquemort-like. Gene Ontology annotation, cellular component: cytoplasm; membrane. Gene Ontology annotation, molecular function: scavenger receptor activity. The record is from RefSeq and is a predicted model, not a curated record. The coding region runs from base 1 to 1530 and encodes 509 amino acids. Lineage: Eukaryota; Metazoa; Arthropoda; Insecta; Diptera; Culicidae. The transcript is spliced from 4 exons.
AUGGGCUGCUGCUCGAACUGGUCACCCACCUCCAAGCGACUGUGCGCCUUGGGCACUACGACGGGUCUCUGUGUGUUUGCACUGGUACUUGGUCUGCUAUGGCCAGCACUCAUAUGGGAAAUUGCCAAGAAGGAGUUUGUGCUGGAACCGGGCACCGAAGUGUACAAGAACUGGAUAGAGCCACCGAUCGAUACGUACCUGGAGAUAUACCUGUGGAACUGGACCAAUGCGGCCGAGUAUCAGACGGAGAAGCCACAUCUGGAGGAGCUUGGACCGUAUACGUUCGUCGAACGGCACGAGCGAGUGAAUCUCGUGUGGAACAACAACGAUACGCUGACGUUUCAGCAGCGCCGUAUAUGGCACUACGUCCCAGAGAAAUCAGUUGGCAACUACGAGACGGAUCGUGUCAUCACCAUCAAUCCCGUACUUCUGACCGUUGGUUAUGCAUUGCGAAACGAGCCAGAAUUUCAGUUCUACGUUGAUGGCAUCAUUAUGAUCAACAAUCUCGCUACUUCACCCUUCUACGAUGUGCUGGUGCGGGAGAUGAUUUUUGAAGGUUACGAUGAUGAGCUGCUAACGAGCUUGCUGGCCCUGCUUGCACUGAUCCCCGAAGAAUCCCGACCUCCGAUUGAUCUUCCACCUUACGAUCGGUUCGGCUGGUUCUUCGGUCGGAAUGGUAGUGAAACGUACGACGGAACGUUUACGAUCGGAACCGGUAAAGAUAACGUUCAUAAUACCGGCCUGAUGCGACUCUGGAACGGGGCAAAUGCGACCGAUUACUAUCGUGGCGCUUGUGGACAGAUACGUGGUACGACGGGUGAAGUUUGGCCACCAUGGGGACGUACGUUAAGCGGUACGCCACCGAACGUUUCCGUCUUUGCACCGGACGUUUGCAGCUCGGUAACGUUACAGUACGCGGAAGAGAUGGAACGUUACGGGAUCGAUGGUUUGCGCUGGAUCGGGAACGAUCGUGUCUUUGACAAUGGGGUAAACUACGAGGAGACGGAGUGCCAGUGUACGGCGGAGGAUGUGGAUACCUGUCCGGUGCUGGACAAUGGUGCGAUGGAUGUGUCACGGUGUAAGUUUGGUGCACCGGCCACCGUUUCGUUUCCCCAUUUUUAUCUAGCGAACGAGAGCUAUCUCACGGGCGUUAGUGGGAUGAAGCCGAACGAGAAGGAACAUCGGUUCGAGAUGGAGCUGGAACCGUACACCGGGGUGCCGUUGGGUGUGAAGGCACAGCUGCAGGUGAACCUGAACCUUCGACAGUACGGAAUGACAUUAUUAAGAGGCAUCCCGGAGGUGAUGCUACCGGUGCUAUGGUUCCGCCAAACGGCGAGCCUUACUGAUGAGCUAGCGGAUGACAUAAAGUUGAUUCUAAUACUUCCCGACAUUGGUGUAUACAUCGCGUGCGCAUUAGGAGCCAUCGGGAUCAUUGGUCUAGUGCUAGCCGUGUACUUUUCCUUUACCAGAUGGAAGCUGCAGAGUACAGCAGCGGCACCACCAGUGGAAGUUAAAGCGGCACUAGAUUAA